Vespa crabro (European hornet) is the source of this 1034-nucleotide messenger RNA. RefSeq names its product odorant receptor 13a-like. The transcript is spliced from 7 exons. The coding region runs from base 1 to 954 and encodes 317 amino acids. NCBI's taxonomy places the organism in Eukaryota, Metazoa, Arthropoda, Insecta, Hymenoptera, Vespidae. Gene Ontology annotation, biological process: detection of chemical stimulus involved in sensory perception of smell; sensory perception of smell. Gene Ontology annotation, molecular function: odorant binding; olfactory receptor activity. Gene Ontology annotation, cellular component: plasma membrane. The record is from RefSeq and is a predicted model, not a curated record.
AUGAAUUUCUGGACGGUCCGAAAGAAAACUAUUAGCUUCGAUAAAUCUCGAAAAGGAAUAAUUGAUUUUCGAAAUCAUGGAGAUAUUUUUGGGUCCAUAUUUGUAUUAAAAAUUGUGACAUUGGGUUUCACCAAUACCAUGAAAGCGAUAACAUUGUGCAAACGCUUGCUCGGUUUUUCAGGUGUUUGGCCAUUGGAAAUUCGGGACUCUUUGUUCCUACCAUUACUAUUUUACGGAUUUAUUACAAAUUCUACGUCGGAAUAUAAAUUACCUUAUAAAAUAAAGCCGUUAUUAAAGCCGUACGAUGCAAAAACUUAUGCAUUUGGUUGCAUACAUGAAUUUUUACGUAUAUUAAUGAUCAUUUCCGCUAAUAGUGGUACUGAUUGUUUAUUGGCUUCUACCGGUUUUCAUCUUACCGGUCAAUUGGCCAUACUGAACUGUAGAGCGAAGGAAAUUUUAAAGGAAACCGAUGUUUCUCAGCAAGGAAUUCAUAAGAUAAUUCUUCGACAUCAUCGUUUGAUAAGAUUAGCGGAUAUAUUAGAGGAUAGUUUUAGCGUCGUCAUUUGUCAACAAUUAUUAGGUACAACUAUACAAAUUUGUAUAUCGAGUUAUCAAAUACUCUCCAGUUUAGCUGUAUUAGAAGGAAUCGGUAUAAUAAUUUUCGGUCUACACAUUUUUGUUUUGUUGAGUACGUUGUUCACUUAUUGUUACAUCGGUGAUUGUCUCAUCGAAGAAAGCACGAACUUAUGUCUGGCGCUUUAUCAUUGCGACUGGUACGAGUUAUCGACGAUCGAUAUGAAAUCGAUUUACAUUUGCAUGAUUCGCUCUAGGAAACCAUUGCAAUUGACUUGCGCAAAAUUUUGCGUCAUUUCCUUGCGUACUUUUACCAUCGUAAUGAAGACAUCAAUGGCGUAUCUAUCAGUAUUACGAACGUUUAUGGAGACAAAAUUAUGAAAUAAUUAGUCUUGAAUAAUAAUAAUUAGAAUAUUAUUAUUGAAAUUUUGAUAAAACUUUUGAAUAUAUUGCAUGUAAUA